AUGUCUUUACGCGGUCAGUGCAUCAUUUGUUACUCAGCAUUCACGCCGACAACAGUCUCUGCUUUACCAUGUGGACACACGUUUCACGAGCAGUGCAUCCGACAGUGGCUAGAUACACCUGGUCGAGGAUGCCCGAAUUGUCGGGGAAGAUGUCGCGCAAAAGAUGUUACUCGUAUUUUUUUCGAUAUGGGCGGCUUGAAUGAUACUUUGAACGUGACAACACAGGAGAGUGGUGAAGCUCUACUGGCCAAAAACGAGGACUUACAAGCUCGUUUGGAUGAUGUUGCUGCUAAAGAAUCGAAGGCAAAGAAGGAUCUCUCUAUGGAAAUUGAUCGCCGGAUUAAACUAGAAACUCUUGCUGCAAGUGAAAAAAGGACGGCGAAAAAGGCUACUCAGAAACUCGUGUUAAAAGAGGCUGAAUUAUUGCAAGUUCGAUCCAUGCUACACGACGUUAAUGAAACGAAGAGCGAGAACAAGCUCUUAAAGCAACAGCUUGAAGCUAGUGAUUUUUACAAGGAUUUAUUCCGUGGAAGCAAGCCGGUUGAGGCCAUUGAGGCGUAUAUUAAUACGAGAGGAGAUCCAGACUCAGGCAAAUUUAUGGAGCUUCAAUCUCGGGCUCUUGACGCAGAAAAGAAGAAAUGUCGUAAAAUGGCACAAGAUCUGGAAGCGAAGAAUAAAAGGCUUUCUGAACUUGAAAUGGAGAAGAAACAUUUGCAAGAGGCGGUGCGCACGCUCACUGAAGAAUGCAAACAUCAAGGAGUGACAACACCUCAGAAUCCAAAAAUUAAAAAGCUAUUGGCUCUCAGCCCCCCACGCAGAGACUCCUUAGAUGUAUUCAACGGAUCUAUCAGUGAUAGCGUUUUGAAGUCAGCAAUGAGGGGUAAAGGCCCUGUUAUGUCUUUUAAAACCGAAGCUACAAAGAAGCCCACAUGGUCCGAGGAGAAGAAAAAAACAUCGAAUGUUGAUGAGUUUGACAAGAUUCGUGUUCCAAAAGGACUCACUCGACGAGUAUUGCCUUCAGCUACUACAAGUGGGACUAUGUCGUUCAAAAAUGUUAUGGAUGGACCUUCAGCUGUUAAGACCAAAAAUGUUUCCAAAAGUGGUUCGGAUGGACUUGGCGGCUCAAUUCAUCGUCUUGGUGAUCGUGCUCUGACCCGUAUCGAAAAUGCUCCUUCAAGCUCCUCGUCGGUUUUGGGUCGCUCGAGUUUGCCGCUUCAAAACUUCGCUACAAAACGUCCAGCUCCAGUUCAAUCAAUCAGUGAGGCUUUGAGGGCCAAAAAGAAGUUCACGAUCGGCAUCAAAUCCAACGUCAUCAAAUGCAACGUCAUCAAAUCCAAAGAGUGCAUCACUUUGGAC
Molecule: messenger RNA, 1356 nt
Organism: Mesorhabditis belari
Lineage: Eukaryota; Metazoa; Nematoda; Chromadorea; Rhabditida; Rhabditidae
Source: the annotation of a GenBank genome assembly